Molecule: messenger RNA, 922 nt
Organism: Lethenteron reissneri (Far Eastern brook lamprey)
Lineage: Eukaryota; Metazoa; Chordata; Hyperoartia; Petromyzontiformes; Petromyzontidae
Gene: PSMB3
Product: proteasome 20S subunit beta 3
Biological process (GO): proteasome-mediated ubiquitin-dependent protein catabolic process
Cellular component (GO): proteasome core complex; cytoplasm; proteasome core complex, beta-subunit complex
Source: RefSeq, a predicted model, not a curated record
CCCUAGGUAGACUCGGCCUGAAACCCCCGAGAGAAACCCAAGAAACCCGCCAAGGCUCCCACAACCACCCGCGCGACGCGCAGUCAACGCUCGUGCCGGCUCGCAGUCGUCUUGUGUGUUUAUAUCUAAACGUCUGAAUUAAAACCAAACUCCGCCAACAUGUCGAUCAUGUCCUACAACGGCGGCGCGGUGGUGGCCAUGGCUGGCAAGGACUGCGUGGCCAUCGCGUGCGACCUGCGCUUCGGCGUGCAGGCCCAGAUGGUGUCGAACACCUUCGAGAAAGUGUUCCCCAUGAACGAGCGCCUCUACAUCGGCCUGGCCGGGCUCGCCACCGACGUACAGACCGUGUCUGAACGGUUGCGUUUCCGUGUGAACCUGUACGAGCUGCGGGAAUGCCGCCCCAUCAAACCCAAGACCUUCAUGAGCAUGGUGUCGAACCUCCUGUACGAGCGCAGGUUCGGACCAUACUUUGUGGACCCGGUGAUCGCGGGUCUCGACCCCGUCACACUGGCACCGUUCAUCUGCUCGCUCGACCUUAUCGGCUGCCCCAUGGUGACGGAAGACUUCGUGGUGAGCGGCACGUGCUCCGAGCAGCUCUACGGCAUGUGCGAGUCGCUGUGGGAGCCCAACAUGGAGGCGGACGACCUGUUUGAGACGAUCUCGCAGGCCAUGCUCAACGCGGCCGACAGGGACGCACUCUCCGGAUCUGGCAUCCUUGUGCACAUCAUAGAGAAGGACAAGGUGACAACUCGCAAGCUGAGGACCCGUCUGGACUAACUGACCAACCCCGCUGCCAGGGUGACGGGAUCUCGCCGCAGCGUCAGCGAGACUCUCACGGAUGCGUUUCCAUUUUUAUUCACAAAUCUGCGGCAAAAAGAAAAGACGGAGGCGUUGAAUAAAGCCAAUUGUGUUACAAACAGUC